Molecule: messenger RNA, 1277 nt
Organism: Exaiptasia diaphana
Lineage: Eukaryota; Metazoa; Cnidaria; Anthozoa; Actiniaria; Aiptasiidae
Product: sodium/glucose cotransporter 4
Exons: 11
Coding region: 51-1277 (408 amino acids)
Biological process (GO): transmembrane transport
Cellular component (GO): plasma membrane
Molecular function (GO): D-glucose:sodium symporter activity
Source: RefSeq, a predicted model, not a curated record
UAUAACCUGCCGGACGUAUUUUGGUUAUUCUGUGGAAGCAGACGCUACUAAUGGAGGCUGAAUAUCGACCAAGAGGGUUAGAAACAUGGGAUAUCGUGGUGGUUGUGUUCUAUUUAGUAGUUAUACUGGGYAUUGGUAUUUAUGCGACRGUGAAAUCCAGCCGUAAUACUGUCACUGGAUACUUCUUGGCUGGACGAUUUAUGACUUGGCUACCUGUUGGAGCAUCGGUAUUUGCUAGUAACAUUGGAAGUGAGCACUUCAUCGGAAUGGCUGGCUCUGGAGCUGCUGGGGGAAUAGGAGUAGCAGCCUAUAACACUAGCGCCAACAUAUUAUUGCCAUUUCUCGGUUUUAUUGUAGUUCCUGUCUACAUAGCAGGAGGGAUCUCAACAGUUCCGGAGUACAUCCAUAGGAGGUUCGGAGGACAAAGAAUACGCAUGUGGCUAUCGACUCUGUCGAUGUUUCUCUACGUCUUCACUAAGAUAUCUGUUAACCUGUACGCUGGAGCACUGUUUGUUCGCUUGGCGUUAGGAUGGGAUCUGUACUUCGCUAUUCUUCUAAUGUUAUUUAUUACUUUCCUUUGUACUGUAACAGGUGGAUUAACUGCCGUCAUCUAUACYGAUACGUUGUGUACCAUUCUAAUGGCUGUGGGUUCUCUAAUAGUCAUGUCAAUGGGUUUUUCUAAAGUUGGUGGUUACAGCGGUCUUAAGGAGAAGUACAUGCACUCCAUGUCCAACGACACUCUGUAUUCUAACAGUACAUGUGGAAGACCAAGGAAGGAUGCGUUCAUCAUGUUGAGAGAUCCCCUCUCUGACGUKCCAUGGCCUGGACUUAUCUUUGGUCAGACCUUCUCGUCUAUCUGGUAUUGGUGUGCUGACCAGGUUAUUGUCCAACGUGUUCUAGCAGCUAAAAGUCUGUCUCAUGCACAAGGCGGGUGUAUAUUUGCAUCAUACAUUAAGAUUCUUCCUCUCUUUACCCUGGUCAUCCCAGGAAUGAUCAGUCGUGUUUUGUCUCCAGAUCGAGUGGCUUGCAGUGUUCCUGAGAAGUGUCUCAAGAUCUGUGGUAGUGAGGCAGGAUGCAGUAACAUCGCUUAUCCAGAACUUGUUAUUAAAAUUAUGCCAACAGGACUUCGUGGUCUAAUGAUGGCCGUCAUGAUGGCUGCAUUAAUGAGUGAUCUGACWUCCAUUUUCAACAGUGCCAGUACUUUAUUUACCAUCGAUAUUUAUCGUGUCAUUAGAAAGCGUGCUUCAGUUAGAGAACUCAUGAUUAUUGGACGGUAA